Tetrahymena thermophila SB210 is the source of this 645-nucleotide messenger RNA. RefSeq lists its product as hypothetical. The record is from RefSeq and is a predicted model, not a curated record. The transcript is spliced from 2 exons. NCBI's taxonomy places the organism in Eukaryota, Ciliophora, Oligohymenophorea, Hymenostomatida, Tetrahymenidae.
AUGAAAAGCUUUUUUCAAAAAAACGAACGUAAGUAUUUGAGAAAGAAAUCAGCAUUAGUCUAGGACUAUAUGCUGGCAGGUAUAGGGGUUGUUUCAAUUGGAUUGUUUUGUAAUUACUAUAAUAAUAAACUAAAUCCUCCUGACCCAGAAGAAGAUACUGAUUAAACAGAAGUUUUAUAAAAAAUAGGAAUCAAAGAUUUAUAUUAAAAUAAAAUUUUAAAUGCGUUGAGAGUAGAUUUUAUUAUUAAUUAUCUUAAAAUUAACCAUAAUAAUAAUUCUAGGCCCAAAGAGGAUCGCAGUAUCUGCAAGAAGAAUAAAUUAAAAAAUUAGAAAAAGAAUAUAAUGAAAAGAAAGUAAAAGUGCUUUAAGAAGAUAAUACAAAAAAAUGAGGAUGGAUUUAAAUAAUUUAAUUUACAAAAAUAUUAGUUAAAACUUCAUUUUUAUUUGCUUAUGAAUUUUUGUAAAAAUGUUUAAGCUAAAUAAAUAAAUAAGCCAAUAUCAAAUAUAAGUAAAAAGUUGUUGUUUAAAAAUAAUUUUUAGCCUACUUUUAAACAAAUAUUUAAAGAAAAUCAUAGCAUAUAUAAAUUUACAGAACUUUAAAAUUGUAAAAGUAAAUUAUUCUUCUAAGAAAUAAAUUUAUUUUGA